Messenger RNA from Anolis carolinensis (green anole), 5084 nucleotides. RefSeq names its product purine rich element binding protein A (gene pura). Gene Ontology annotation, molecular function: purine-rich negative regulatory element binding; DNA-binding transcription factor activity, RNA polymerase II-specific; RNA polymerase II transcription regulatory region sequence-specific DNA binding. The coding region runs from base 294 to 1247 and encodes 317 amino acids. Lineage: Eukaryota; Metazoa; Chordata; Lepidosauria; Squamata; Anolidae. Gene Ontology annotation, cellular component: nucleus. The record is from RefSeq and is a predicted model, not a curated record. Gene Ontology annotation, biological process: regulation of transcription by RNA polymerase II. The transcript is spliced from 3 exons.
GUAUACAGUCGCGCGCCCCUCCCUGACACACACACACUCUCUCUCCUCUCGCGCUCGCCUCCUCCCUCCCUCCCUGCCAUGUUAGCCGCUCUCUCUCUUUCUGUCUCAUCCCCAGAUCUCGCGAGAGCGGCCGGCUGCUGGUGGUGGCUGUGGAGGGGGUUGGAGCGGCGGCGGCGGCAGGAGCGGGAGAGGGAGAAGGAGCAGUAGCGGCGGCGGGAGGAGGAGGAGGCGGCGGCGGAGGCCGGGGGGCGCAGGCAGGCGGCGGCGGCGGCGGCGGGGCGUCAGGAGGCAACAUGGCGGACAGAGACAGCGGCAGCGAGCAGGGUGGCGGCGGCGGCGGGGCGCCGGGCUCAGGCCCGGGCGGGGGGCCUGGCAGCGGCAGCGGCGUGGGCCUGCAGCACGAGACGCAGGAGCUGGCCUCCAAGCGGGUGGACAUCCAGAACAAGCGCUUCUACCUGGACGUGAAGCAGAACGCCAAGGGCCGCUUCCUGAAGAUCGCGGAGGUGGGCGCGGGCGGGAGCAAGAGCCGGCUGACGCUCUCCAUGUCGGUGGCCGUGGAGUUCCGCGACUAUUUGGGCGACUUCAUCGAGCACUACGCGCAGCUGGGGCCCAGCCAGCCCCCCGAGCUGGCGCAGGCCGCGGACGAGCCCCGGCGGGCCCUCAAGAGCGAGUUCCUGGUCCGCGAGAACCGCAAGUACUACAUGGAUCUGAAGGAGAAUCAGCGCGGGCGGUUCCUGCGCAUCCGGCAGACGGUGAACCGCGGGCCCGGCCUGGGCUCCACGCAGGGCCAGACCAUCGCGCUCCCGGCCCAGGGCCUCAUCGAGUUCCGCGACGCCCUGGCCAAGCUCAUCGACGACUACGGCGUGGAGGAGGAGCCCGCCGAGCUGCCCGAGGGCACCUCCUUGACGGUGGACAACAAGCGCUUCUUCUUCGACGUGGGCUCCAAUAAGUACGGCGUCUUCAUGAGGGUCAGCGAGGUCAAGCCCACCUACCGCAACUCCAUCACCGUCCCGUACAAGGUGUGGGCCAAGUUCGGGCACACCUUCUGCAAGUACUCGGACGAGAUGAAGAAGAUCCAGGAGAAGCAGAGGGACAAGCGCGCCGCCGCCGCUGCCGCCGCCGCCUCCGCCUCGUCGUCGUCCGAGCCGCAGGCCGAGGCGGAAACCAGCAGCAGCCCCUCUUCCGCCGCCGCCGCCACAGGCCCGCCCGGAGCCCUGCUGCAGGCCGAGGAGCCUGAGGAGGAUUGAUCUCCCUGCCCUCCCAAGCCCUCCGAGCCCUCCUCUUCCUUGCUCCCUUCCUCUCCCUCCAAGCCCUCGCCCUCUUCUCCACUUGGCUGCCUCCUCCCUGCCCUGCUGCACAGAGACACUCGUAAUAAUAAUAAUGAUAACAACAACACCACAGAGAGAGACUUUAUACUGUAAGCGAGAGAGAGAGAGAACCCACACCACACACCGGAAACCGUACCUGCAGUUCCAAUAUUAUUAUAAUACCUGUUGUUCUGACUCCAAAAGGAGCACCGCACCAACCCACCACCAACCAACCCAAAAUUCUGACAGACAACCAAGCAAAGCGAGCAAAGCAAGCAACUUCUUUCUCUCCACCCCAUCGCUGGAUUGUUCCUUCCACUCUUGCCCAUCGUAUAAAACAACCUUUACCAGUAAAUAUCGGUUUAUUCCUGAAACCAGAAGCCCUAAACAUAUCUUUGAUUAUAAGAUCUUUCAGUACCAUCUAUCAGUGUCAUCUUUUGACCUUUUAUUUGCCAAAUCAGGUAACCUCCACAACCAGUGGAGAUGUGAAAUCAUGCACUACCACUCCUGUGUACUUCAUUUCAUUCCUAAAUGGUGUGCAUGUGUGCCUAGAGUUCUAUUUAUGUGGGGAAUCCUCACAUAUUGUCAGUUUAGGAUUCUGUGCACAUCUGCAUCAUUUACAGAUUAUAUUCAAUAGGCGAGGUCCUGCCAAAGGAGGCAUGAUCCUACUGCCUCACCAUAUGCUGUUUGUCCAAUUCUGUGAGUGGGCAAACAGGCCUUUCUCUAGUAUUCAUGUUAGCACAAAUCAAAUUUCAAUUCUCUGUAAAUUAGUUCUCUAGUAUUCUUGAAUCGUCGUUGUGUCUUAUCCCAACUGAAAACUACUUUUCCUCCCCUUAUGCAGCUUCCCCCUUUGUCGCCCUGGUUGUGCAAUGUAGUUGGCAGCAACUUUAAUACGAACAAUUGAUGCUGGCCCUUCUUUGAAGCAUUCAGAAGGUGUGAGGAGAACUUCUGUUGCCACUUUGGAACACAAAUGUGUACACUCAUCUAAAGGUCAAAGAUAAAUUGUCUUUAACACUGGUAAAUUACAAUAUAAUACAAGCAAUUGAAAUGGUCCAAAAUAUUAUAUUAUAUAGCCUUUCCUAUAUAAACCAUUUAUUUACAAUUUUAAAUUCAGAAAAACAAGAUUCUAUUGAUGGUGCAUAUCACUCUUGGUUUUUUACAGUUAAUAUUGUAAUUUUGUAAUAAUGUGAAUAUUUAAUUAAAUUGUUUAACAUGGACUAUAUAUGUAAAUUAAAUUUUACUCCAAGGUGCUCCACAUUUUAAUGCUGUGCUACAGUCAGUAUUAUUCCAGUACAAGGCUUUCUUCUUCCAAGGGAAAAGGUAGUUCAUUCUUUUCUCAUAAGGCCAAGUAAUACAUUUGUUUAAAGACAUGGAAUUUUGAAGCCACACUGCGCAAACUCUGUAGCUGCGCCAUUUCUUUAAAAACCAAAUGGCUGUUAAAACAGGGCUCUGUGAAAUUGUAUGUGGCAAAAAGGCCUUUUUUUAGAGUCCAUGCUAAGUCCUGGCAUAACAAAGUGCAUAUGCACAAGUGGAACCAUGCAUGGUUCCCUUCUGGUUUCUUCUCCCCUCCUUCAAGUAUGAAAUGAGGGCAAGAUUUAGCACUGUAACAAAGCUUCUCAUCAUGGAACUGGGACUUGUGCAGUUCCAAAGAAGCCAGAAUUUUAAAGCCAAUUCCAAAUCCUUGUUUAAAGGUAACCUGAUCCUGGCUUGUUUGGGAAUGCUUAACCAUAACUCUCAGUUUGUAUGUAAUGGAACUGAUGUCUGAGCAUGGAUUCUUUCUUUCACACUGGCAAAGGGGAGAAAUUAAAAGGGAGAAAACAGGUUGCCUGCAUUCACAUGCUGCUUUAUUAAGCCAGGAUUUGGGCAGCAUCUUAUAUGUUGACAUGGGCAGCAAAAUAACACGUAUAUAAGUAUUGGAUGAGAAAAGUAGUACAAAAUGAAUUAGAAAGAAAUAAUAAGCUUUUAUCUAAUUUCAAACAGAAGUUGAAAUGUUUUCUUUUUGGAACAGUCAAACAACAGGUAGUGAUGAUUAUCUUACGAUAUUCUUAUCAUCUAAGAUCUCCCAAAUCCUUCUAGUAGAAGAUCUUAUUUACAAUGAAUCUUGCACAGGUAUAGCACUUGUGAGUGAGGCUUUAGCACUCUGCACAAAUGAAAUAUUUCCAGUUUGCUUUCUAGUGCAUAAGAGCAAAGGAAGAAAGCAGCAAACCCUUUACUCACUAUUACAGUAGUUAAAUCGAAGGAUGCUUCUUAUAUGUUGUAAAUGGAUGACAAAGACUCUGUUGACUUCUCUGGAAACAGGUUUAGUUCCAAAAGUACUUUCUUUACAAGAUCAUAUACCUGCAUGCAUAAUCCCGUGAGUCCAAUAUUUUAUAAUUGCAGCCAGUAUUAAUAGUAUACAGAUAACAUCCUAAAAAGAAGGAAGAGAAGAUGGAAAAAUGUGACAACACUGAGUGCUACUGCAUCUGAAGAGUGGGUUUAUAUUCAUGAAAGCUCAUGCUAAAAUAAAAACCAGUUAGUCUUAAAGGUGUUGUCACAUUUUUCUCCCCCUCCCUUUCUCCUUUUAAUGCUACAGGAAACUUAACAGGGCUACUACUUUGAAUGAUAACAUCUUAGUAUUUUUAUGUAGGAUGCUAUUAAUUUUGUAAUCAUUUUUAAAACUGGCAGCAAGAAUAUGUUAACCAUUUCAAUACAAGGGCCAAUCACUAUAAGCCCAUUCUCCCUUCAGGCGCAUAUGCACAUAGAUCUCAGUGUGAGGAGACAUUAGUAGCAAUCAUAUGGAGAACAUGCAGCAAACCCUAGGAUCACAGCCAAUGGGGAAAGUGCAGCCAUGAUAAUAGUUUAUGCUAUUUGUUCUCCAUAUACGAUUGCAUGGGAGGAUUUCAUAGUGCAAACAAAAUCCUACAUCUUUUUUUUCCAGAUAUGAAGAUAAAACCUGUAGUAUGUUUUUCACAUGUGAGUUUUCUGAAAAGAACCGAAACAAAAAAUCUCUCAAGGAAAGAAUAGAAAUAUCUCUCAAGUCUCUGCAUAAUUUUUGUUGCUAGUUUAAUCUUUAGUAGAUGUGCCAGUAUCUCUUGGUGGUUAUGUUUUUUCUGUAACUUUUUUAAUUAUCAUAUAAGCAUAUACUGUAAAAGUACGCACUUAUUAGAAGAUUGGAAUGUUGAACAAGGCAAAAAUAUUUGUUUUAAUUUGUGUAAAUAACUACUAUUCUUUUGUUUCGAGAAACUUGGCUACCAUCUCACAACUGUUGUAUUUUGACAUAAUGGACAAUGUUCAGACAUUCUGUGGCUUAUGUAUUUGUGUAAUUGUUUGUAUGUAAUUACUAACUCUAAAUUGUAAGUAAGAAACAUGCUUGUUCCAUUUAUUCAGAGUAUUAUCUCUCCUGUCUAAAAAUAUUUUCAGUUAUAUGAGAAAAAGAAUUUAUUUAUUUUUUUAAGAUUGUCAUGCAAGAUCUGAUUUCUCUGCUUUUUAAAAAUACUGGGGUGUGGGUGGGUGAGGAUUUUAUCUAGUUUUCACUUGAUAGACCAAAGUUACCAUUGACACUGUCUUGCAAUGCUGAUCAAAAUUUAUCUCCUUUGCACUUUAAAUGAAUAAAACAUAAGGAAAAUCAAGGUGUCAAUUGCAUAUACAUUCACUAUAAAGUAGAAUGUAUAUCAUUAGUCAGUAUGUUUAUAAAGAGGGUAUUUUCCUUUGUUGCGGGAAGGGGAGUACUCUGGCAAUGUAUUUGCUAGUCAGUAUAAAGUGUUUACAUGUAAUUACUUAAUAAAUUAUUUGAUUUAA